Messenger RNA from Physeter macrocephalus (sperm whale), 1355 nucleotides. RefSeq lists its product as uncharacterized. NCBI's taxonomy places the organism in Eukaryota, Metazoa, Chordata, Mammalia, Artiodactyla, Physeteridae. The record is from RefSeq and is a predicted model, not a curated record. The transcript has 3 exons. Bases 4 to 996 code for a protein of 330 amino acids.
CUCAUGUCAUUACAUGUGGUCUUUGCGGGGAAGGAAACGCACCGUGGUGUCAUGAGAGGAGCUUCGGGGGAUUUGACCUGGUCCCCGGGCCAGGAUGUGGGGAUGCUGAGAGUCACAGAAGAAUCCCUCAAGGAGGUGACAUUUCAUCUGAGACAUAACAGUUGCUCUAAUUUAUGUCCCUCGACGGUACUGCCACCCUGCGUGUCAUCUGAACCUCUGUGUGGAGUAGGCAGGUCUCGAGUUCAAGGUCCCUGGCGGGUAAACAACAAUCGAAACAAUUUCAAGUUCACGGACAUCCCCUGCAAUCAACAUCAACUACUCCAUCAAGAAAACAAGACCUUGGUAUUGUUGCAGCUCCCUCUGACGAGGAACUCCAGCACUUGGAGAAGAAUUGCGUCAGUGACCCAGAGCGUAGACAGGAGCUUCUCUGACCAGAAUCCAAACCCGCUCCCUGAUGGGAGGCCAAGGAUUUCAGCUCUGGUGCUUGGUCGCCCAGAGGGGGGACGCCCGUUAGCGUGUGGUCAGUGGGCACCCCGGAGACACCCCUCUUGCCCGUUCCAGCCUCUCGAGGUCGGGGUUCCUGUGGACACAGGCUCCACUACUGUGCACUGUGACAGGUUCUCCCGAGCACCGUGUCCUCCUGGCGCCCCGUCUUCUGACACCUCAUCAGUCCCUCUGGGUGCCAGGCCUUGCCGACUGCUUCGCCCUGGAGGCCGGUCCCAGAGCCUAUUUCACGGCUCAUUCAAAAGGAAAACGAGGAGGCCUUUUCCAUUUCAUCUGUUAAAUGAUUUAAUUCACGAGGGACUUGGUCACCACGGAUCCCAGCGCGGCCCGGUUCCCGGUCAUUUUCAAUUUACCGCUCUGAUGGAACUGCACGAACCCCACCAAGCUCUGCGCUGGGCCCCAACAGAGGUCGCACGGCGGGGCCCUAGGGGCCAUCUGGCCAGGGGACUGAGGCUGGAAGGGGAGGGCGGCAGAGUGUGUCUGAUCGUUUGAUGCAGCUGAUGUGUGAAGCGACACCCACAGUGUUGGGAUCCAAUCCCCCCUGAAGAUGGGGCCCCUUGGAAACACAUCUGAUAAAUGUCUAAUUAAAUAUUCAGAGGGAGCAGCAUUCCCGGAGCAGUUCUAGCCCCAGAGGACUUCAGGCUCCUGACCUUGUUCGUGCCCAUGUUUACAGGCAGUCGUCGACCCCCCGCCCCUUCCCACAUCCUCCUGCUCCUUGUGGGGGUCGGUGAGGACAGCCUGGCCAGCCCUCAGGUCAGAACAGGGGACACGGGGCGUGAGCGGGAGAGCCGCGGGCUGCUCUGCCGGCGGGAGAGUCGAGGCAGGGGAGCAGAAGCCACGACCUGAAUCGA